CCGUCGUGUGAACGGUGAACGGCUGGCCGCUUGCUGCUCUCUGUCUACGGGAUAAGGAAAUCCCAUUGAUCAGAUCAGGCGAGUGGAGUGCUGUGGACGUCCUCAGGAGUGGACCGAAUCCUCGUUGGAGGUGCAAGAGUUGCUCAACGGUGUACACGGGCGCGCCUAGGAGAAUUGCGCAGCAUAUCCUCGGGGUCGGCGGCGUCGGGCAGAUCAGGCCUUGCCCACGGCCUCUCAAGGAGUACGUGACGCUCAUGGCGGACCUCAUGGCGCUCGACAAGCAGAGUGGCCGGCUGGUUCGGAAGACGAGGUUGAGGGGCAAGGACGGUACCAGCAGCAGCAGCAGCAGCAGCAGGGGGAGCAGCAGCAGCCACAACCAGCAACGUGCGAGAAACGGGGUGCGUCUGUAUUGGGGGGAGGCGGGCACACGCCCUGGGGGCUUGCCGUCCAACGCGUUUCGAUUUUGUUUUGUGUGUGUGGGGGGGUGGUAUCAACAGCUGGCUCGUUUUCACCUACUCGGCACGUAGCCUAGGCAACGGUCACGUGAUUCACCUUUAUGCCCUCUGUCCAUCUUCAACUGAAAGAAGUUCCCGGUUAGUGGGUGGCACGCACACGUCGUGAGGAUUUCUUCAGGAUGGUUGCGCAGAUCUAUUUUUUCUCAUUCUGCUUAAACACCAGAAAGUUGUGGUAUGGUCUGUAGUACGAUUUGUUUGUGUUUUCCCUCUUCAGCAGCGAAGAUUCUGAUACCCUUUUCGUCACUUUUUUUUUAUUUGGACUGCUAUGAGGAGAAACGUCCGAAAACCAAAAGACGUGCUCAAGAUUCUUUGCCAUGGCAUGUGUAGCAAGAGUUUCAUGCGGAGUAACAUGGGACCGACGGUAGGUGCCUGUACACGUUCUUGUUUCUUUUGCGUUCGAAACAGGCGUUGCUGGUUGCGAUUUUCACUCGGAAAAAGAGACAAGAGCCGUGCACGAUGCAUAGGACCUGGCUGGCAGCAUGUCCGAAAAACGUCGGUCCGAUGCAGCAUGCGUUGCUACGAAAGCUUGACAGCUGACUGUGUGACGGAUGGAUGCGUCAUGUAUAAAUUAAUUGAUUGAAUUUUGGUGUUGGGGGGGUAUAACAGGUGUUUGGUGCUGUGCUGUACUAUACAUUCAAUCAAAUACAAUCGUUGGUUUUUGGCACAAAGAGUUUUUCUACUAUCGUCAAAUGGCCGCAUUUCGUGUUUGUCUGCCCGUGUGAUGAUGACUGCUAGGAUUUAUUUACCAUUUGAUGUGUGGUCUUGUCACUCGGCUAAAAAUUGGUAAUAUUUUGAGUAUCAUUAGCCUUUUGUAGGAGCUGGAUGGCGAAAGACGGGAGGUGGCGCUAUCCAGGGGGGAAAGUGAUCAAAUCCAUUCAUGGUGCGCGGCAGGACUACUAUUUCCGGC
Molecule: messenger RNA, 1422 nt
Organism: Ectocarpus siliculosus
Lineage: Eukaryota; Phaeophyceae; Ectocarpales; Ectocarpaceae
Source: the annotation of a GenBank genome assembly